CACGCACCUGACAUUGUUGUGAUUCGGCUGAAGAAGGCAGAAGAAAGCCAGGCGAAGCAACAGAUCUCCACGGUGAUGUUAUAAAGAUGGAGUUUAUUAAAGAGGAGAGUGAAGACGUGGAGAUUGAAGAAGCGUUCAGAGUCAAACAAGAAGAUCCUGAGGAACAGACAGGCCUGAUGGCGCUGAAAGAAGAGAAUCAAGAGCUGAAAGAAAAAGAAGAUAAAGCUGAGAAAAAUGAUUUUAUGACUGAAGAAAACUUUUUUAAUUGCCCAGAGACUGAAAAUACUUUGUCAAGGAAAAAAGCUAAAAAGACUGCAACUAAAGGCAAUUACACCUGCCAACAGUGUGGAAAGAUUUUUAAUCAAAGUAGAAACCUUACGGUCCACAUGAGAGUUCACACUGGAGAGAAGCCGUAUACAUGCCAGCAGUGUGGAAAGAGUUUCAGUCAAAAAGCAAGUGUUAAAGUCCAUAUGAGAGUUCACACUGGAGAGAACCCUUAUACCUGCCAACAGUGUGGAAAGUGUUUCAAUAGAAAAGGAAAUCUGUCAGUCCACAUGAGAGUUCACACAAGAGAAACCCCAUUCUCCUGCCAACAGUGUGAAAAAAGCUUCACUCAGAAAGGAAGCCUUAAAGUCCACAUGAGAAUUCACACGGGGGAAAACCCUUUCACCUGCCAAGAGUGUGGAAAACAUUUCAUUCGAAAAGCAAGUCUUAAAAGCCAUAUGAGAGUUCACACCGGAGAGAAGCCUUUCACAUGCUCUCACUGUGGAACAAGUUUUAAACAUAAAGCAACCCUUAAUGCCCACAUUAGAAUUCACACUGGAGAGAAGCCGUUUGUGUGCGGUCAGUGUGGAAAGUGUUUCAGAUUUACAGUGACCCUUAGUCACCACAUGAGAAUUCACACGAGAGAGAACCGUUCUGUAUGCCAUCAGUGUGGAAGGAAUUACACAGACAAGAAGCAUCUCAUGAAUCAUGUAAAGAUUCAUUUGGGAGAGAAGCCUUUCAUGUGCCAUCACUGUGGAAAGACCUGCAAAAACAAAACAAACCUUGAGGUUCACAUAAGAGUUCACACAGGAGAGAAGCCCUUCACCUGCCCUCAGUGUGGAAAGCGUUUCGCUCUCAAAGGAAACCGUGAGGUUCACAUGAGGCUUCACACUGGAGAGAAACCUUACCAGUGUCUAAAAUGUAAGAAGAGUUUCAUGUAUCUUAGAGAACUGAAAUGUCAUUUAGAAACUCAUUCUGAAAAGAAACUACACCAUUCAGUGUGUGACAACAUGGUUACUAAGAGGAGCAAUUUCAGAAAUCAUCUCCGUGUUCACUCUGGAGUGAGGCGGAUUAAUUGUGAUAAAAAAUGUAUUUUGCUAUCACACUUCCAGAUACACCUGAAAAGUCGAUCAGAUGUGAGACCCUAUUCUUGUUCUUUCUGUAGAAAGAGUUUUAAAUGGCUCAGAAGUUUAAAAUGGCAUCAGAAAACAUGUCUGUAUGCGAAAUCAAAGCUACUUUCACACCGCAAGUGAAUGUGGGUCAAAUGGAUUUUCCAGGGGAGUUGAUGUUCAUAAGAUAUGGAUUCGAGGUUUCCUCCCUCAGUUUCUGAUAUUUAAUUUUAUAAGUGUUCAACUGUCUCAUCCGUUAUACCAUGAGGCAGCAUAUGAAAAGUGAACUAUCUAUUCCAGUGUUGCAAAUAAUUGCAUAGUUCAUUUCUUCAAAGAAUGGAUCCGCUUGUAUAUUUGAAAUUUAAUUUCAUGAUAGGAUUGGAAAUGUAUGUAUAGAAUCUGCAGAUUCUAUGUCCUGGCAUAACAUAUGAAAGAUUUAGGUUGAGUACAUUGUAUUUAGCCUUUAAGGUAAAGAUAAUAACAUCAGAUGAAUGAUUGUGUUAAAGUUUGUAGCAAGACGUUUCUGAAAGUUCCUGUUUUCUUUAUUGUAAGUCAAAUGAACUUAUAUUACUGACUCUUACCUUUAGUCUCUAAUGACUCUUGGUGCCCGUGUCCCAUUCUUUGAAUAAUUAUGCUGAUUAGAUUUGGACAGGUCAAAUUCUUAUACCUGCAAAGUUCAUUUUCACACUUUAACAUCAUAUGCCAGUUUCCAUGUCUCUAUCUCUAAGCACUGUCCAUUAAAUGUAUAUAAAACUACAAUGUCCAGAUCCCUGGUUAGACUUGAUGACUGCAGCAAACAACAGCACUUUCUUAAUAAAGCAUUCUGCUACUUAAUAAAGAAAGCCUGAUAC
Carassius auratus (goldfish) is the source of this 2224-nucleotide messenger RNA. RefSeq names its product gastrula zinc finger protein XlCGF57.1-like. Gene Ontology annotation, molecular function: DNA-binding transcription factor activity, RNA polymerase II-specific; RNA polymerase II transcription regulatory region sequence-specific DNA binding. Lineage: Eukaryota; Metazoa; Chordata; Actinopteri; Cypriniformes; Cyprinidae. The record is from RefSeq and is a predicted model, not a curated record. Gene Ontology annotation, biological process: regulation of transcription by RNA polymerase II. Gene Ontology annotation, cellular component: nucleus. The coding region runs from base 87 to 1517 and encodes 476 amino acids. The transcript has 3 exons.